AGUACAUCGAUCGCUUGAAGUAGCCAAAAGGCGACGUAGCAGGUUUAGGAGCACCGGGAAGUGGUCAGCUACAGGCUUGACAAACGUUCCCGCCUGUUGUCAUCUUUGAGAAUUCUUACUCUUCACAAUGCCUGCUCUGUCCUCAGUUUCGAUUCUUUCAGGAGGUGUUGAAUAGUAGUUUUCUCUAAACAAUAACAACACGUACGUACACCUUUAACAGCGUAAGUAUAUAGUGCCUGAACGUGCGCCGGGCUUCAUGGUGGCGACAAUGAAGCCAUAACAAAGGAAGCUCUGCCACAGGCCGCCCUCAGGUUCAGAUACUUAAUCGUCCUCUUGCCACGGAAACACGAUGGCCGCAAAGAUGCAGCGCGGUUUGUUUUUCGUCUUCGAAGGUCUCGACCGCAGCGGGAAGAGCACGCAAUCGGAGCGACUUUUUGAGUACCUGCGGGAGAGUGGACGGGCAGUGAAGAAGCUACAAUUCCCAAACCGAACGACGACGAUUGGAGGGCUGAUAAAUUCGUAUAUGAAUUUUUUUCUUGCUUCACUAAACAUGAGCUCAGUCAAGCUUUUUUGCACAGGAGCUUACUUACUUCAUGUCAAACAAACGCAUCUUGUUGAGAAAUUAUUAGCCCCGCCAUCAACCUCAACAACUGCAGGUACCUUCAGUCAAAGUCCGAGCUUUCAGACGAGGCAAUACACCUGCUGUUUUCCGCAAAUCGCUGGGAGACCUCCGUGGAAAUCGAGAAAGACCUAGCAGCUGGCACGACGAUCGUUUGCGAUCGAUACGCCUUUUCAGGGGUCGCGUAUACUGCCGCGAAAGGUAUGGUGCUUGACUUGCCGCCGCCGUUUACGUAACCUUUAUUUCGAGGAGAAGUACAAAAACCACUCUCUCACCUUUUUCUCAUUAGUACCAGCCUAAAUUGGACAUGCAAUGCAGAGACGCAACUGGCAGGAAAAAGAUGUAUGUUGAAGAUCUGCUUCUGCUUCAUCAGGUAAAAAGUCGCUGAGCUGGUGCAAGGCGCCGGAUGUCGGCCUUCCCGAGCCCGACUGCGUUUUUUUUCUUCAAGUAGACCCGGAAACCGCGAAGCAGAGGUCCGACUUCGGCGAGGAGCGCUACGAAAAAGCCGAAUUUCAGCAAAAGGUCGGGGCGCAGUUUGCAUCCUUCAGCUCCGAAAAAUUUUGGCACAUACUGGACGCAGCUCGGCCCAAGGACGACCUGAGUACCGAAAUACAGCAGCGGGUCGGAGACUUGCUGCAGUCCGCAGACAGAAAACCAAUCGGGAGACUGUGGGAAACGUCACAGUCAUGACACGUCGCGUCGACAUGAAUGCCUGUGUGACGAGAGUGACGCUAGCGAUCCGGACUCUCGUACCCGCAGAAACGCCAAACAAAGAACAUAUCUUUUCCAUGCACCUGCACAUACUGCGCUGAGCCCGAAGUCGAUCCGUCCUGAACAUGUCGUGUUGUCUUUGUCCAGUGAAGAUGCAAUUUGUUGUGAUUCGUCGAAACGUGGUGGUGGUGCUGCCUAGACCUAGUAUGGGUAUGACAUUGUUCUGCAAGUAUCUACCCAACGCCGAUGGACGGAUCUUGCUUUGUGCACGACGUGC
Messenger RNA from Amoebophrya sp. A120, 1607 nucleotides. The record is from the annotation of a GenBank genome assembly. Lineage: Eukaryota; Dinophyceae; Syndiniales; Amoebophryaceae.